AUGGCCCAAAUACAAAACAAUUCGAGCUCUUCGACUAGACGAUCAUUAAGAUUAUUAACUGCUGAACGCAAAUCAACAAUAAACGAAUUCAAUAUAGAGGAAGAAGAAGAAGAACAACAACAACAGCCAACAACGACUGCACGUCAAGCAAAAUCUAAAGCACUUGAAGCUCUUUCAAUUAGUCAUAAUAAACGUCGAAUAGAAACUGAUUCUGAUAUAAACGAAGAUCAAGAAGAUAAUAAAAAACGAACAUCAUCAUUAUCAUCUCGUCAUAGUAUUGUUCAUGCAUCAAAUCCUAUAAGACGUCGUAAAAAACCAAGUGAACAAUUAUCAAAUAUUAAAACAUUAAAACGUCAACGAGAAUCAUCAUCCGAAGAAGAAGAAGAAGAAGAAGAUAAUAAAUCCGAACCAAAAAGAAAUUCUGCACCUAUUUUAUCUCAUCAUAAUCGACGAAAACAAAGUGAUUUGGAAAAACAAACUGAAAGUACAGAUACGGGGAACUUUUGUGUUAAACGACGAACAGGCGGACGAGAACAAAAUACAGUUGUAAGUGAUCCUUCAACUAGUAAUAAUCGACGACCACGUCGUUAUACAACAAAAUCUUAUAUUGAUUAUUUGACAACGGGUCAAUCCUCUUCUAGUCGUUCAUCGGUACCUGUCACCAAUAUCACCGGUACAGAAAACCGAUCGUGUCAUACAAAUAAUAAUACCGGUGUAACAUCUUCAAAUAAUAAUCCUUUACAUUUAUUUAAUUCUUCUACAUAUUAUCAUCAAAAUUCAUCAUCUCCUCCGCCGUCAUCAUCAUCAGCUCAAACGUAUUCUGGUAUUGUACCAACAACAUCAUCAACAUCUCCAUUUCUAACAAGUAGUAGUGCUCAUCGAACUACAAAACAAUCCAUACAAAUGUCGACUGAAAGUGAUACUGAUCCGGAUAAUAGUCCAACAACACGUGAUAUUCUAAAUGAUUCAAAUUUUGUUCGUAGUGCUGCAAGUAGUGGUUCAGCAAGUGCAGCAUUAUUUCAUACAUUGUCAGGCCGUGUUCAACAUUUAAUGAGUAGAGUUGGAGGCGGAAGUUCAAUUAAUGGACGUUUACAACAAUAUAUUCAAGGACUACAAUCAUCAGAUCCUGAUGUUAAAUUAACAACACUUAAUGAAUUAUGUUCUUUUCUUGUUAUGAGUAAUGAAGAUACAUUACCAGGAUUUCAAUUUCGUGCUCUUUAUCCACCAUUACGUGAUUGUUUAGCAGAUGAAAAUGAAGCAAAUGCUGAAAUAGCUUUAACAGCAUGUCGAGCAUUAACAUAUCUUAUGGAAGCAUUACCACGUUCAGCAAUUCAAGUUGUUGAAGCUACACCAAUAUUUUUAAAUAAAUUACGAAGUAUAACAUCAAUUGAUAUAGCUGAACAAGCAUUGACAGCAUUAGAUAUGAUAUCAAAAAGAAAUGCUAAACAAAUUCUUAUUUGUGAUGGUAUUGGUGCAUGUCUUGAAUACAUUGAUUUUUUUUCUAUAACAUCACAACAUAAAGCUUUAUCAAUAGUUGCUAAUUGUUGUACACAUAUAUUAACAUCAACUGAUUUUAAAUAUAUUCGUGAACAUUUAGAAAAUUUAACAAAUCGUUUACGUUCGGAUGAUAAAAAAACUAUUGAACAUAUUUGUUUAAUAUUUACACGUUUAGUAGAAAAUUUUUAUCGUGAUUCAACAAUAUUAUGUGAAAUAGCAUCACAAGAAUUACUUAAAACAAUGCAAACAAUGAUUAUUGUACAACCAUCAUUAAUAAAUAGUAUAACAUUUGUUAGUAUUAUUCAUAUGCUUUAUAUUUUUUCGGCUUAUUGUCCAAUACUUGCUAUUACAUUACUUAAAAUGAAUAUAGCUGAAACAUUAAUAUGUCUUUUAACUGGUUCAGUUGAAGGUAAAAUAAUAACAAAAAAAUCUAUAACAUAUAAAUCAGCUGCUUUAUCAAUGAAUGAAUCAAUAACAAAUAUGACAACAAUACAACAAAUAAAUAAUAUUGAACUUAUAUCACGUAUACCACAAGAAUUAUAUGAAAUUGUUUCAUUAAUUGGAGAAAUGAUGCCUAAAUUACCAAUUGAUGAACCAUUAUUUCAAGUUGAUCAAUUAUUUCGAGCUGGAAGAGGAUAUGAUGCUAAUGCAAAUGGUUAUGUUUUGUGGCAUUGGCAAGAUGAUCAAGGUCAAUUACGUCCAUAUUCAUUUCAAGAUUCUCGAACAAUCGAACAUGCUUGGCAACAACAUGAAGAAGAAGUUCAAUUAGUUAUAUCUGGUCGAAAUUAUCUUCUUGAUUUACAACAAUUACAACAAAUCAAUGAAGAAACUAAUCAAGCACGUUUUAUAAAACGUGUUGUUACACCAGGUUCACCUAAUCCAAUUGAAUCUACAGCAUCACCUCCUUCACUUUCAACAGAUGAAUUAGGAAAUAAUUCACCAUCUCCAACAACAACAACAACAACAACACCAAUAACAACAACAAUAAACAAUUCAAGUGAUGUUCGAACAGAACUUUUAAAAGAUAAUAUUGAAUUAUAUAAUUCAUUUGUACAAUCAUUAUUUCCUAUACUUUAUGAAGUUUAUAAUACAUCAGCUGGACCAGCUGUUAAACAUCGUUGUUUACAAACAUUACUUCGUAUGAUAUAUUAUUCAUCAUCAGAUUUACUUGAAACAAUAUUAAAACAACAAUCAAUAGCAUCAAAUAUAGCAUCAAUGCUUGCAUCAUGUGAUUAUAGAAUUGUUAUUGGUGCAUUACAAAUAUCAGAAAUUUUAAUGAAAAAAUUACCUGAUAUAUUUUCGGUAUUUUUUUAUCGUGAAGGUGUUGUACAUCAAAUUGAAAUUCUUAUUGGAUUUGGUAUAACAUCAACAGCAAAUUUAUCUAUUUCACAUACACAUCAUACAACAACAAGUCAAAGUCAAUUUGAUCUUGUUCAUAUGAAUGAAAAUUCUUCAUUACCAACAAAUUCAACACUUAGUGAAUCUUUUGAUGAUCAACAAAUUCAACCAUUAAGUAGUGAUUCUUCUUCAAUAUCAAAAACUCCAUCAUUGCCAUAUCGAACAACAGCAACAACAACAACAACAACAACAACAACAACAACAACAACAACAACAUCAUCAUCAUCAUCACGUCGUUAUACAGAAUCAAAUGUACCAAAAAUUGAAACACGUUCACAACGUUCACGUAUACCUCCAACAUCAUCAAAUUCUCGUAUUAAACCAUCAUUACAUUCAAUGUUUGAUGAAAUGACAUCAUCAUCAACACCAUCGGAUACAUCAUCAUCAAUACCUAUUGGUCGUGGUCGUUCGACACGUGGUGGUAGUGGUGGUGGUGCUACGAAUUCAGGAUUCUUUCGACCAACAUCUUUUGAUUCUUCAUCACAUUAUGGAUCAACAAUAAAUAAUCGACUUCAUCCAACAACACCAAUUUAUGUACCGUCACCUUAUUUACAACAACAAGCAUAUACAUAUGCAACAAGUGCACCAGCUGCAGCAUCAUUAAUUAUGUCAACUAGUUUAUCUUCUCGACAACAACAAUCACAAAUAACAUUAACAACACAAGAAAAAGCUAAAUUAAAAGAAUGGAUACAUAAUCAAGCACAAAAUUUUCGUAUAAAUUAUUUUUCAAAUAAUUCAUCAACAUCAAAUAUUGCUUUACAAAUAAUAAAUCGUUUAGCAGCAGCUGUUGAUACAUUACAUGUUGGAAAAGAUCAUUUAGAAAAUACUAAAGCAUUACGUGAUAUUGCAAAUAUAAUUGCUAAAGGUGAUGUAACACCAUUUGAAAUGGUACAUAGUGGUUUAAUAACAAAAUUAUUUCAAUAUUUAACUGAUCAUAUAUCAUUACCAAAUGAUCGAUUAGAUAGAUUAAAAUUAUUUUUACAUACAUUUAUGAAUAUACCUCAUGAAAAUACAGAUGAUAAUGAAAAAGAUUUAAAACAAUUUAUUAUUGAUCUUUAUCAUACACAAUUAAAUAAUGGAAAAUCUAAUCAAAAUAUUUUAAGUCAUUUAAUAUGUAAAUUACAAGGAUGUAUUAAUCAACUUGAACAGUUUCCUAUUAGAGUCAAUGAUGUUACUGGUCGAUCUGUUCAUAGUUCAGCUCUUCGAUUAAUAUCAACUCAUCAACUUAAAUGUAGUCUUGCUCGACAUCCACAAUGUAAAACAUUAAAACAAUGGAACAGUAGUCCAGUGAAAAUUGAUCCAUUUGCACUUGUAUCAGCUAUUGAAAAAUAUUUACUUUUACGUGGUGUUGCUAAUGGUUCAAAUGAUGAUUCAUCUGGCAUAAUUGAUGAUGAAGAAAGUGAAGUAUCAAAUGAAUCUGAUGCUGAAGAUGUUAUUAAUGUUCUUGCUCAUUCAUCAACAAUGAGACUUGAAUUUUUAAUUAAUGAUCAUAUUAUUCCAAAUAAUAUGACUUUAUAUCAAGCUAUUCGAAUGUACAGUACACCAACACAAAGAACUGCUGAUGGUGAAUCUGAAACUGAUACUGAUGAAUCCGUAGUAUCGUCAUCGAGUAUAUGGACACGUGUACAUACAAUUCAUUAUCGUCAAUUAACAAAUUCAUCAUCAUCAACAGUACCAGCUGUUAGUACAGCUAUUGGUGGUGCUAGUACAACAACAACAACAACAUCAUCAUCAUCAUCAAAUCGUUUACGACAAACAACUACUAAUACACAAAGUUCAUCAUCAAAAUCAUCAAAAAAACCUAUUAAACCAUCAAAACGUUCACCUAUUCGAACAACAAUUGAUGAAUUAUGGAUAAAUGGUCAAUGUCCAAAAACAAAAUCUUUAUUAAUAUCAAAUUUAAAUGAAUCUCUAUCAUCAAUAUUAACAAUAAAUGAUUUAUCAUUAAAUGCUAUAUCAUUACUACAUAUAUUAAAUAAUUUAAAUCUUUAUUGGUAUGAUCUUUAUUAUCAUACAAAUACAAUGUUAAAUCAUCAUAAUUUAUCAUUAACAUUAACAUCAAAAAAUGAAUAUUUAUCAACAAAAUUAACAUCAAAAGUUAAUAGACAAUUACAAGAUCCAAUUGUUAUUAUGAUGGGACGUAUACCAUCAUGGAUAACUGAAAUGGGUUAUACAUGUUCAUUUUUAUUUCCAUUUGAAACACGACAAAUGAUUUUUUAUCCAUGUGCAUUCGAUCGUGAACGUGCAAUGCAAAGACUUUUAGAUAGUUCAGAUAUGUUAACACAACAACAUAAUAAUGAUCAAACUGAUAGACAAUCAGUUGUACCAAGAAUUGAAAGAAAAAAAGUUAAAUUAUCAAGAGGAAAUAUACUUUCAGAAACGGAAAAAAUUCUUGAUAAUUGGAAUUCAAAACAUUUCUUAGAAGUUCAAUAUGAAGAUGAAGUUGGUUUUGGUCUUGGUCCAACUUUAGAAGCAUAUUCAUUAUUAUCAAAAGAAUUACAAAAGAAUGGAUUAGAACUAUGGAGAACAGAUAAAAUUUUUGAUUCACAUAGAGAUAAAGAUACAUCAAUGUCUGAAUAUGUCGAUACACAUAAUGGUCUUUAUCCUGCACCAUUAGGUCGUAAUGCAAAAGCAAAUGUAAUUACAAAAGUUCGUCAAAAAUUUAAAUUUCUUGGAAAAUUUAUGGCUAAAGCAUUAAUGGAUUCAAGAAUGAUUGAUAUGCCUUUUAGUAUUAUUUUUUAUAAAUGGAUGUUAGGAGAAGAAGAAAGUUUAAAUCUUGAAGAUCUCAUUCAUAUAGAUGCAAAUUUAUAUGAACAAUUUAAAAAAUUACAAACAGUUGUUUUAGUACGCGAUAAAAUAAUGUUACAAAAUCAAAUAACAAAUCAACAAAUAACAAUAAAUAAAUUAAAUAAUAAAAAACGUUUAAAAUCAAAAGAUGAUUCACAAUUAGAUCAUUCAAUAUAUACAAAUAUAUUUGAUGAAAAUGAUCCAAGAUUAUUACUUGAUGGUUGUAAAAUAGAUGAUUUAUCACUUGUAUUUACAUUACCUGGUUAUCCAAAUAUUGAAUUAAAAAAAGGUGGAAAAGAUUGUUUAGUUACAAUACAAAAUCUUGAUCAAUAUAUUAAUUUAGUUGUCUAUUGGACAUUAGUUGAAGGUGUUCGACGUCAAUUUGAAUCGUUUCGUGAUGGAUUUAAUUCAAUAUUUUCUAUUCAGCAUUUGAAAUGUUUUUAUCCCGAUGAACUUCAUCAAGUAUUUUGCGGUAGUGGUUCAACAGAAUUAUGGGAUCUUAAAGUUUUGCUUGAAUCAACACGUUGUGAUCAUGGAUAUAAUUUGAACAGUCGAGCAGUUAAAUGGCUUUUUGAUAUAAUGAUUAAUUUUGAUAUUGAUGAACAAAGAGCAUUUUUACAAUUUGUAACUGGUAGUCCACGAUUACCUGUUGGAGGCUUUCGAAUGCUUCAUCCUCCACUGACAAUUGUUCGAAAAGCGGCAGAAAAUAAUAGUGAUCAUAUCAAUCCGGAUUCAUUUUUACCAAGUGUAAUGACCUGUGUCAACUAUCUCAAAUUACCAGAUUAUUCAUCAAAAGAAAUUAUGAAAUUGAAACUGACAACAGCUAUACGAGAUGGUCAAUAUGCGUUUCUACUAUCUUGA
Molecule: messenger RNA, 6543 nt
Organism: Rotaria sordida
Lineage: Eukaryota; Metazoa; Rotifera; Eurotatoria; Philodinida; Philodinidae
Source: the annotation of a GenBank genome assembly